Telopea speciosissima is the source of this 837-nucleotide messenger RNA. RefSeq names its product NDR1/HIN1-like protein 6. The record is from RefSeq and is a predicted model, not a curated record. Gene Ontology annotation, cellular component: plasma membrane. The coding region runs from base 1 to 711 and encodes 236 amino acids. Lineage: Eukaryota; Viridiplantae; Streptophyta; Magnoliopsida; Proteales; Proteaceae. The transcript has a single exon.
AUGGCAGAUCAAGUAAAUCCAAAAAUACAUCCAGCCGUCGUCGACCCCAAAACGCCACCGCCGGAGGGUUCAAUGUCCGAAAAAGGCGAUCUCCGGCGGACAUUCCCAGUGGUGCAUCCAAAGAAAAGAAGAAGUUUUUGUUGCAGGUGUUUUUGUUGGACAGCUUUCCUUCUCAUACUUCUAUUGAUUAUUAUUGCAGCUGUGCUUGGUAUUCUCUAUCUAGCCUUCCAUCCAAAGGUUCCAUCAUACACCAUUGAUCACAUAAACAUCACUGACUAUUCUAUAAACACAGAUUCAAGCCUUUCUGCUAAAUUUAUAGUCAGGCUUAAGUUCUAUAACCCUAACAAGAAAAUAGGAAUAUAUUAUGAAGAUGGAAGCAAUCUUACUUCAUGGUAUACAAACACAAAACUCUGUGAAGGGUCUUUGCCAACAUUUUAUCAGGGUUACCAGAAUACAACUAUCCUUGAUGUUGAAUUAAAUGGUGAAAUUCAAGAUGGAAUGACUGUUCUGCAGGAAUUAUAUCAGCAACAACAAAAUGGUAGCAUUCCAUUGAUUCUUGAUGCUAAAGUUCCAGUCAAGGUAAAGCUUGGAAAAUUGAAGCUGAUGAAAGUGAAGAUCCAUGUAAGGUGUAAUGAGGUGGUGAAUAGCUUGACUUCGAAUAAUUUGAUUAGUGUUAAAACUAGUAGUUGUAAAUUGAAACUUAAGCUUUAGUACUUUAAUUUCUUCCUUUUGUUCAUUUAUUUUUUCCUAUUUGUUCUAUCAUGAAUUUUAGAUUAGAGGGAAUUUUGAUAUUUUUCCCCAAAGGAAGAGGAGUUUAGGUAUAUAUGCUUCCCUUUC